Salarias fasciatus (jewelled blenny) is the source of this 1745-nucleotide messenger RNA. It is a transcript of the gene prmt1, whose product is annotated as protein arginine methyltransferase 1. Lineage: Eukaryota; Metazoa; Chordata; Actinopteri; Blenniiformes; Blenniidae. Gene Ontology annotation, biological process: chromatin remodeling; peptidyl-arginine methylation, to asymmetrical-dimethyl arginine. The transcript is spliced from 10 exons. Gene Ontology annotation, cellular component: nucleus. The record is from RefSeq and is a predicted model, not a curated record. Bases 49 to 1095 code for a protein of 348 amino acids. Gene Ontology annotation, molecular function: protein-arginine omega-N monomethyltransferase activity; protein-arginine omega-N asymmetric methyltransferase activity; histone methyltransferase activity.
UGUCUUCAGGCGCUCUUUGAAACUCACGCAGUUCGGUGGAAGAUCGAAAUGGCGGCACCAGCAGAGAGGAUGGAGGUUUCUCAGGGGGAGAGCUCAGUCAAGCCUGCAGCUGAGGACAUGACGUCCAAGGACUACUACUUCGACUCCUACGCCCACUUCGGGAUCCACGAGGAGAUGCUGAAGGACGAGGUCCGCACGCUCACCUACCGAAACGCCAUGUUCCACAACAAGCACCUGUUCAAGGACAAGGUGGUGCUGGACGUGGGCAGCGGGACGGGCAUCCUCUGCAUGUUCGCCGCCAGAGCCGGGGCCAAGAAGGUCAUCGGGAUCGAGUGCAGCAGCAUCUCCGACUACGCUGUGAAGAUAGUGAAAGCAAACAACCUGGAUGAUGUUGUGACCAUCAUCAAGGGGAAGGUGGAGGAGGUGGAGCUUCCCGUGGAGGGGGUGGACAUCAUCAUAUCGGAGUGGAUGGGCUACUGCCUCUUCUACGAGUCCAUGCUGAACACAGUCAUCUACGCCCGGGACAAAUGGCUGAAACCAGAAGGCCUCAUCUUCCCAGACAGAGCCACGCUGUACGUCACGGCCAUCGAGGACCGGCAGUACAAGGACUACAAGAUCCACUGGUGGGAGAAUGUGUACGGCUUCGACAUGUCCUGCAUCAAGGAGGUGGCCAUCAAGGAGCCCCUGGUGGACGUGGUGGACCCCAAACAGCUGGUCAGCAACUCCUGUCUGAUCAGGGAAGUGGACAUCUACACGGUGAAGGCGGAGGACCUGACCUUCACCUCGCCGUUCUGCCUGCAGGUGAAGAGGAACGACUACAUCCACGCUCUGGUCACCUACUUCAACAUCGAGUUCACCCGCUGCCACAAGAGGAUCGGCUUCUCCACCAGUCCAGAGUCUCCCUACACCCACUGGAAGCAGACCGUCUUCUACCUGGACGACUAUCUGACCGUCAAGACGGGAGAGGAGAUCUUCGGCACCAUCGGCAUGAAGCCCAAUGUCAAGAACAAUAGGGACCUGGACUUCACCGUAGACAUCGACUUCCGGGGUCAGCUGUGCGAGAUGUCCAAGACGUCGGAGUACCGGAUGCGCUAGACGCCUGCCUCCGCCCGUUAGUUUGUCUUUAGAGGACAGAUUAUCCAUUUUUAAGGGGGGGGCUCCUCAAUAGUCCGGACCCCCCCUCCCCUCCCCCGCAGCCACAUUUUAAAGACUUGUUUUGUCAUUUUCUCGUUCCGACGGUGUUCAGGGAGGUUUCCUGGAGGUUCAGUGUAUGUGGUGGUGUUCUGGCAGGGUUCAGACCAGGGUUCUUCGUGUGGGGCAGCUGUGAGGCUGCAGCGGCUCCCAGAGCCUCAGCGCGGCGGCGGCGGCCGGGGCGUGCUGCGGCUCUGGGACUCUGCUUCCCCCUCCAGGUUUGGUCUGGCGGUUUUAAGGCGCUUGGGGUUUGCUCUCGGCUCCACUCCGGGCUCACUCGCUGCAGACGAGGCGCGACGCUGCUGCGCUGCGCCGAGUCGUCAGGUGAGCCUGGAGUGGCCGCCGGCGCCGACCUUCACGGGCGUUUCGGACCAAGCCUUGACCGUGUGAGGCGGCACCUCGUCCCCGGCCCCCCUCCAGGUCCAUGUGGCUCUGCAGGAACUGUUUGAAUCCAUCGUUUUGUUUUGUAUUUUGUGCUGCUGCUUUUUGUUUUUGUUUUUCUUUUUUUUAAAUAAAUUUAAUAAACGGUCAAAUGUAGGUAUUCUUUCAUCAGA